Messenger RNA from Linum trigynum, 3870 nucleotides. The record is from the annotation of a GenBank genome assembly. NCBI's taxonomy places the organism in Eukaryota, Viridiplantae, Streptophyta, Magnoliopsida, Malpighiales, Linaceae.
GCGAAGCUCAAAGCUCAACGGCAUUGCGAGACUUGAAAACGGUGUUGUCUGGCUAAAAACGAUACCGCGAGAAGUAUCAACAAUGCUUUGGUAAGCGAUGUCAUUUAGUUAAAAACCAUAUCGGGUAAGUGUCUGGUACAAGGGCCGCCAAAGUCCAACUAAAAUUCAAAGUCGUCCCGUUUUAAUUAAUUAAUUGAUAUUUUUAAUGAUUAUUUUGGACGGUGUCGUUUAGUUGAAAACGAUGUCGCAAGGCCAAAACAACAUCGAGGAGCUGAACGACGUCGUGAGUUUGACGGUGUUGCAAGUUGAGCAUUGCCGUAAAUGGGUUCAACGACGUCAUUAUGAAAACUUUGUUGGUGGAGGCGUAAACGGCGUCGCAGGCUCAUAAAAAUAACAAAGCUUCUUGCACGUGAGAUUAGGGAGUAAAGAGAAGAUCAAAGCGGUUGAUGACUACAACACCGUGGAGAAGAGUGAAGACACGUGGGAGUUCACGACGGAGCAGUUGAGGAAGCGGUUUCAUGGAGCGUGAAGACUACGAAGAUGCUUUUCGAAUAAAAGUUGCGAAGCAAAGAGAGAGAAAGGGACAACCACAAAUCAAAACAGAAACACAUCUGCCGAACUUACCUUUUUCUAUGUAACUCCUUCGCGGAGCUCUCCUUACAGGAAGGAUCUCCAUAGUCGUAGUCGCGGAGCUCUCCACAAGAAUCUCCAUAGGAGUAGUUGUAGCGUAGAUUCCACCAAAAAUCUCAAACACCCUCGUUGGCACAUUGUUUGUAGAGGUGUGAACCGUAAUAACGGUCGUUCUUGGUUAGAAGUCAUAGGUGCAUCGAUCAAAUCAACACCGCCCAGCGAUGGAUAUUUGACGAUCGUAGUCAGAGUUGCACCGAUCAAAUCAACACCGCCUGGCGGUGGAUAUUUGAUGGUUGUCUCGAUUUCAUUAAUCAGCGGUGCAUUCGAUCAAACGACACCGCAAGAGUUUUCACAUCGAAACAAUCAAAUCAACACCGCUUGAAACAGAUUCGGCACCGGCGGUGGAUAUUUGGUUUCGCAGGAAACAAAUUUGGCACACCCGGUGGGAUACGUGUGUUUGAUGUGAAUACGGCUCCGCAUCGAGAAAAACAAGAUCGUGAUCUUCCACAAGUACCUGUAGAGGAGGAGGCGCCCGACAUUGAAGUUGGUCAGGCGAACGAGGCAGAUAGACGUACUCAAGGGAUGGAGGAGCUGCUACAUGCUGAAAUCCUGUAUCUACGUCAAUCCAUGGAUGAGUUUGGCCAAUCCAUAAAGGAGUUUCACCAAGAGGUAAAUCUCCAAUUUGAUAAUCUUGAAAAGAAAAUGGAUAAAUUUGAAAAAGACAUAGAUCGAUGGUGUGAUAAGUUGGAUAAUUGUUUUCUGAUUUUAAUAUGUCAAUAUGUAAAGCCACGCAUGAUUUAGAAAAUCAAUCACGUGUGAGUAGCGAGCAAGUGUAUUAUCCGUCAAUUUCUGUGGAUCGAUCGCUUUUGCAGUGUCGUGACCAAAGUAAUGGUCAAUCCAACGUUGCUCAUAUCAAUAUUGAAAAAACCAACUUGCAAUGUAUGGCUGGUAGUGAAUUUAUGGGAGCCAACCGCGAACUAAUCAAUAGUGGUGGACCUGAUAGUGUCAAUCAAACUCUAUCGCCGAUUAUGGCUACAACAGUGUUGCAAGAAGCGAGCAAACCCAACGUGUCUUUUCUGGUUAACAACAUUGUUCUUAAGGACACACAAGUUGGAGAUGACUUGCAGAGUGGCAACUUGAGGAUAAGCAGUGUCGUUAAAAGUAAUAAUCUAGAUGGACAAUCUAUUCACGUGGAUGUUGAGCAUGGAAAGAUCGACUCUCAUGUGUUGUCAAAGCAACAUCGCAAUGGUAUUCAAACUAAACCGCUAGGGGGCAUGAGAUCCCACCGCAUGACCAGUUGAAAGAAAAAUAACAUUGCAAUUGGCAUACAAGUUUGCAAAAUCCACUCUGUUCUAGGAAAAUUCAGAGAAGGUUUACCACAAACACUCUGCAGUGUGAGGGUGGUAGCCACGUGAAAGAACCCAAUGCCACCAAAGUUGGCAUGAAUCAAAAUAAUUCUCCACGUAAAGUGUCCCCAAAGACUCCAUUGAGUGGACUGGGGGCAAGCUCAAUCAAACCCGACAUUGGGUUGCCACGCCAGUGUUGGUUGGGACCAAGUUUUCCAUGAUUUUUGAACGGGGCAAGUCCAAUGCUCGACAAACUCCGAACUCACGUAGGAGAUUAAAAGAUACAAAGGUGGGUGAUAGUUACAAAAAUCACAACCAUGAUAAGAAGGGCACCCACCCACGUGUUGAUGAAACUCGUAAGCACUUCAAACAACAUGGUGAGAGUGCGAAGAUGACAACACCAGACCAGCCUGGCCAAGCGAUGUCGCAUGGUCGAAUUGGCAAGACAAAGGUACCAAAAAACGUGAAUGUCUCGCCUAGUGUAAAAAAGACCGGUGAUUUCCCAUGCCAUGACCCUAUGGAUGUGGUGAAGCCAAAUCGAGCUUGUAGGAUCUCAAACAAGUAUGUUCGAUAUGGACGAGCUAAAAGUUAAAUUUUAACACCGACUUCAAAACUUAUCAAUGGCGUGUAAAGCCAGCUAUGAUGAGUCAUAGCAUUCACGGAUGGCUUGUUUGGUUUGAUCCGUGGAGUUGGCAGUGGGUGUGGACCUUUGGCAUGAUGGUUUAUGCCAAAGUCUAGUCUGUUAUUUAUUUAGGUAUUAGUAAUAAAUAAAAUAUGGCUAACUUAGGCCUCAUGAUAUAUAUGUAAAAAAAAUUAAAACAGGGUCGUUCCCGAUCCGAACAGGGUGCGAAACAGAGUGAAAAAGAAUGGUCGUUCUGGUAGCGCAACGUUGCGGAUUAUUUUGGCCAAACAACGUUGUUUGGUAGAAAAAAAACAGUAUUGUCUGAGGCAAUUGUGGCCAAAGCCAAGUUGUGUUGCUGUUUCACAACAACACUUAUGUUUCGGCUCGUUGUGGGCUUCUUGCAACAAUGCAGGCAAGGAGGAAAAAUGUAAAACACUGUCGUUUGGCCUAGGCAACGCAGCGAUAGUCUACAAAAGCAAUGUUGUUAUGGGCCAAGGCAACCCUGCAGCAGCCGCAAACAAGGCUACUAGAAAUUUGGCCAAAAUAGGACUGCGUAUGAAUCCAAGCAGAGCUGCCGAUGUUGAGAAGUUGAUUAGGGAAUAGUUUAUUCUUUUUUGGAUUUGCCGCACAGCGAGCAAGAUUAUUUAAAGCCAAAAUUAAUUGGCUUGUUGUUAAAAAAAAUGUUGUGAUGUGAAAGGCAUGUCGUAUUUUCUAAACAGCAUUGCAGUGCUGCAAUGACGUGGUUAGGAUCCCAAGGCUGCAGCGAGAAAAAAAGCCAAGUCUGUUGGUUUUAUUUUAUAAAUGAAGAAAAAAUAAAACGCUAGUGUUUAUGGAAAACAAUGGUGUUUGCCGCUCAACCUUACGGACAAAGAAACUAACCCUCUGUUUCCGAAGGAAGGGAGAAAAAGGAGGGGAGGUGAAGGAAAAUUAGGAGGAGAGGAGAGAUUUGGAGGUGAAGGAAAUUGGAAGGAAAAUGGUGUUUUAUGGAAAAAAGUGAGAAGGAAAAUGUGUAUUGGGAAUUGUGAUGGAUAUGUUAUUUUAUUGGGUAUAUAAUAGUAAAAUAAUUUGAUUAUAUGUUGAUAUUAUUUUCAUUGGUUAUGAAUUGUGAAUUAAAUUUGUACUUUCUUACUAAUUUUGUUCACUAUUAAAAAUCAAAAGUAGAUGACUUUAAUUUUUUUUUGUGAACCUAUUGUUAAAAUUUUGUCUCUAUUUUAUUGAUUCGUCGACAUAGCAACUAAAAACGGAAACACAAAACAAAUCACAUUCAUUCUA